This is a messenger RNA of Rhopalosiphum maidis (corn leaf aphid), 1388 nucleotides long. It is a transcript of the gene ProRS-m, whose product is annotated as probable proline--tRNA ligase, mitochondrial. Lineage: Eukaryota; Metazoa; Arthropoda; Insecta; Hemiptera; Aphididae. The record is from RefSeq and is a predicted model, not a curated record. Gene Ontology annotation, cellular component: mitochondrion; cytoplasm. The coding region runs from base 77 to 1378 and encodes 433 amino acids. The transcript is spliced from 5 exons. Gene Ontology annotation, biological process: prolyl-tRNA aminoacylation. Gene Ontology annotation, molecular function: proline-tRNA ligase activity; ATP binding.
AUUAAUAAUUAUUGUAAAAUUUCGUAGUUUGUCUUUUAAUCUAUUUUACAAGAAUAUUUCAAAGUUUUAAAUCAAAAUGAACAGCUUAAAAAAUAUGUUUAGACCAACGAAACCAAUUUCGAAAAACGUUUCAUUUAAACCGGAUGAAUUCAUGUCCACCAGUCAAAAAUUGAUGUUGGAACUUGGUAUCAUCAGACAAAGUGCCAAUGGAUUAUAUCAUUUACUACCCCUUGCUCAGCGAUCUUUAGAUAAAUUAAUUAAUAUUAUAAAUAAAAACAUGAUGGAUAUUGGUGCUCAAAAGAUUUCUAUGCCCGUAUUAAUACAUAGUAACCUGUGGAAAAGAACAGGUCGGUUAAGCAAAAACAUAGAAGAUUUAUAUAUAGUGAAUGAUCGUAAAAGAAAAGAGUUCCUACUAAGUCCGACUCAUGAAGAGGUCGUUACUGAUUUAUUUAGUUCAGAUCCUAAGACAUACAAGCAGUUACCUUUAAUGUUGUAUCAAAUUGGCACAAAAUUCAGAGAUGAAAUUAGACCUAAGUUGGGAAUUAUCAGAUCCAAAGAGUUUCUUAUGAAAGAUUUAUAUUCUUUUGAUAGAGAUCAAAUGAGUGCUACAAUCACAUACAAUAGAGUAUGUCAAGCUUACGAAAAGAUAUUUAAACACAUUGGUGUUAAAUUCAUAAAAGUUGAAGGUGCAUCAGGAAUGAUGGGUGGAAAUCAAUCUCAUGAAUUUCAUUAUCCAGCUGAAGUUGGAGAUGAUACGUUAUUGCAAUGUAAGAAAUGUGGGUUUGGAAUGAACAAAGAAAUGUCACCAGAGUUGGUUCAGUGUCCCAAAUGCUCUAGUACUGAUAUUAAGUUUACAAAAGCUAUUGAAGUUGGCCACACUUUCGAUCUCGGUACAUUUUAUUCAAAUGCCUUGUCUGCCACAUAUUCGGACACAGAUGGCACUUUAAAACCUCCAUACAUGGGAAGCUAUGGUUUAGGCGUUUCUCGAAUAAUUGGUGCAUCUAUAGAAUGUUUGAGCACACAAGAAAUAAUCCAAUGGCCACGGGCAUUAUCUCCAUUUACUGUCUGCAUAAUACCUGCUAAAGAAGGUAGUAUAGAGGAAAACACUUCACUGAAUAACAUACAAUUUCUUUACAAUCAUUUAACCAAAAUAUUUGGAGACGAUAUUGUUGUUGACGAUCGAACCCAUAUGACUAUUGGCAAGCGUUUAAUCGAUGCAAAGAAAUUAGGUUUUCCAUUUGUAAUUGUUAUGGGAAAGAAAAUAAAUGAAAACCCCUCUUUGUACGAACUGUAUGAAGCUAAUACAAAGAAAUUAGAAGAUUACGAAUUAAAUAAUUUAAUUAAUUAUUUUAAGCAACAAUGUUUAGAUAAAAUUUAAUGAGUAUUAU